AUGGGCGGACGCGGGCGGCAGAGGCGGUGCGGCGGAGGCGGAGCGGCCUCUGCGGCAGGAGGGAAGAUGGCGGACGAGGAGAAGCUGCCGCCCGGCUGGGAGAAGCGUAUGAGCCGCAGCUCAGGCCGGGUGUACUACUUCAAUCACAUCACUAAUGCCAGCCAGUGGGAGCGGCCAAGUGGCAACAGCAGUGGCAGCAGCAAAAAUGGACAAGGGGAGCCCACCAGGGUCCGCUGCUCACACCUGCUGGUCAAGCACAGCCAGUCACGGCGACCCUCAUCCUGGCGGCAGGAGAAGAUCACCCGAACCAAGGAGGAGGCCCUGGAGCUGAUCAAUGGCUACAUCCAGAAGAUUAAGUCUGGAGAGGAGGACUUUGAAUCUCUGGCCUCACAGUUCAGCGACUGCAGCUCCGCCAAGGCCAGGGGAGACCUGGGUGCCUUCAGCAGAGGUCAGAUGCAGAAGCCAUUUGAAGACGCCUCCUUCGCGCUGCGGACAGGGGAGAUGAGCGGGCCCGUGUUCACAGAUUCGGGCAUCCACAUCAUCCUUCGCACGGAGUGAGGGGUGUGGAUGGCCCAGGCCUGGCCCCCUGGGGGAGACGGGUGGGACGGGGUGGCUGGGCCCGCAGACUCCGCUCCCUGCUGCCGGCCAACCAGUGGGGACCCCUCCCUUCUCCUGUCACACAGUAUUUAUUGAUCCCAGAAUGGCUGGGAGGGGGCCCUUCACCACCGGGUGCUCCCUGUCCGCUCCCAUUGGGGCUGUCCCUGCUAGACCCCCCUCCCCUUUAGGAAUCGACUUCAGAAGGGCACAGGGUGGAGAGGCUCCCUGGGCUCCCAGAGCCAGGGUUGGGGGUGACCUGUCCCAAAGAGAAGGCCUAAUUAGCUGAGCUGCCCCUGUGCCACCCCAGGUCCAGGAUGGGGUCAGGUGGGCCUUGAGUUGUUGCUGGUUGGGCCGUGUUCCUCUGUUCAGUUGUAAAAAGCAGACGCUCCGCGUGGGGCCCAGGCUGCUGGCUGCUAUGGGGCCUCUAAGCAGCCAUGCAGCGCCUUCCCCACCCUUGAUUAAACCUGGAACCACUGUU
Budorcas taxicolor (takin) is the source of this 1075-nucleotide messenger RNA. RefSeq names its product peptidylprolyl cis/trans isomerase, NIMA-interacting 1 (gene PIN1). Lineage: Eukaryota; Metazoa; Chordata; Mammalia; Artiodactyla; Bovidae. The transcript is spliced from 4 exons. Gene Ontology annotation, cellular component: cytosol; nucleus. Bases 1 to 558 code for a protein of 185 amino acids. The record is from RefSeq and is a predicted model, not a curated record. Gene Ontology annotation, molecular function: peptidyl-prolyl cis-trans isomerase activity; protein binding.